Knipowitschia caucasica is the source of this 537-nucleotide messenger RNA. The record is from the annotation of a GenBank genome assembly. NCBI's taxonomy places the organism in Eukaryota, Metazoa, Chordata, Actinopteri, Gobiiformes, Gobiidae.
AUGACCACGUUAAGACCGUUCACUUGCGAUGAUCUGUUUAAAUUCAACAACAUUAACCUGGAUCCUCUGACAGAGACUUAUGGGAUCCCCUUCUACCUCCAGUACUUGGCUCACUGGCCGGAGUACUUCAUCGUCGCAGAGGCACCAGGAGGAGAACUCAUGGGCUAUAUAAUGGGGAAGGCGGAGGGCUCAGUGGCGAGGGAGGAGUGGCACGGUCAUGUGACUGCGCUCUCGGUGGCUCCAGAGUUCCGGAGGUUGGGGUUAGCGGCGCAGCUCAUGGACAUGUUAGAGGAGAUCUCUGAGAGAAAAGGCGGGUUCUUCGUGGACUUGUUUGUACGAGUGUCCAAUCAGGUGGCAGUAAACAUGUACAAGCGUCUGGGCUACAGCGUGUACCGCACUGUCAUCGAGUACUACUCUGCGAGCAACGGGGAACCAGACGAGGACGCAUAUGACAUGAGGAAAGCUCUGUCCAGAGACACAGACAAGAAGUCCAUUGUCCCACUGCCACAUCCUGUCCGACCAGAGGACAUCGAAUGA